CUAGCAGCUGUAAUUGCUGCUGCGGGAGAAAUUGGAGCUGCCUUCUCCGGCGCUCCCGCCCUCCCCCACUGAGCUUAGCCACCGCCUCUUCUAGCGCUCUCCUCACACACCUAUCUCCAGGAGCCGCGGCGGCAGCGGCAGCGGCAAAAGCAGCAGUCCCCAGACCCACCGCCGUUCUCCCCGGGUGGACGCUCAGCCGGUCAAUCCCGCAGCCCGGCGGCUGAGGCGGCCCCCGUGUCCCUCACGGGCUUUUCACUCCAGAUCUUCUGCUGCCUUCUCAUCCUUGCCCGGGAGCCACCUCCCCACGGGCUCGCCGGGGUGGAGGACGACCCGGAGGAGACGAGAGCCACCCUCCCUCCAGGCGGCGCCGGCCCCCUCACCCGCGGGUGUGUCUUAUAAAUGGCGUCGGAGAGCGACACGGAGGAAUUCUUUGAUGCCCCUGCCCCUGAAGAUGUGCACCUAGGGGGCGGCUACCCCGUAGGGUCUCCAGAGAAGGUUGGGCUUUCAACAUUGAAGGAAACAGAGAACCCGGCAUACAAAGUUGAAAAUGAAUCCUCUGUACAAGAAUUGAAACAAGAUGUAUCAAAAAAGAUUAUUGAAAGUAUUAUUGAGGAAUGUCAGAAAGUACUUGAAGAUGACCCUUUGGAUGCCAGAGAGAAAGAACUCUCUAAUCAGGCAAGUGAGAGCCCUAUCGUGACUGGAACAGAUCUUAGCAAUAUGCCUGGACUGUUAGCCAUAGAUCCAGCACUACAGGAAGAUUCCAAAAAAGUAGAGAGCCAGAAUACACUUGAAGAAAUGGAAUCAUGCUUUCCUUCUGAUGACACCGAUGAGAAACCAGUAGAGGAUGCCACAAAAUCAACUGAAAUAAGUUCAACUGAGCAGCUUCAUAUGCCUGAAACUGAUGCUGAAGUAUUGAACAAGGAAGUCGUGGAGGCCAAACAAAGUGAUGUUCAAGAACCUGCAUCCUCAAGUUCCUUCUCGAAUAAAGAUUUUGCUUUAGCAGAAGAAGCUGCUCCUGCCAAACCUCCAAGACAACUUACUCCAGAACCUGAUAUUGUGGCUAGUACAAAGAAGCCUGUUCCUGCACGACCACCUCCUCCAACUAAUGUCCCACCUCCUAGGCCCCCACCUCCAUCUCGACCUGUUCCACUGCCAAGGAAAAAGAAAAGUGAAUCCGAAUUUGAAGCUCUUAAAACUCCUGAUCUAGAAGUUGCCAAAGAGAACAUUAUGUCUGAUACCUUCCUAACUCCGAGCAUUGCUUCAGAGAGCACAGCCAAGGAUUCUCAGCCUUCUCUUGAUUUGGCAAGUGCUACCAGUGGAGAUAAAGUAGUUACUGCUCAGGAAAAUGGAAGAACACCUGAUGGGCAGACAAUAGCAGGUGAAGUGAUGGGCCCUCAGAGACCUAGAUCCAACUCAGGGAGAGAGCUUACUGAUGAGGAAAUUUUAGCCAGUGUCAUGAUUAAGAACCUAGAUACUGGAGAGGAAAUACCCUUGAGCCUUGCAGAAGAGAAACUGCCAACAGGUAUUAAUCCUCUCACUCUGCACAUCAUGAGGCGGACUAAAGAAUAUGUAAGUAACGAUGCAGCACAAUCAGAUGAUGAAGAGAAAUUACAGUCCCAGUCAACAGAUACCGAUGGUGGAAGGUUAAAACAAAAAACGACUCAACUAAAGAAGUUCCUAGGAAAAUCAGUCAAGAGAGCAAAGCACCUUGCUGAAGAAUAUGGUGAACGUGCUGUAAAUAAAGUGAAAAGUGUUCGAGACGAAGUGUUUCAUACUGAUCAAGAUGAUCCUUCAUCAAGUGAUGAUGAAGGAAUGCCAUACACGCGACCAGUUAAAUUCAAAGCAGCACAUGGUUUUAAAGGGCCUUAUGAUUUUGAUCAGAUCAAAGUGGUGCAAGAUCUUAGUGGUGAACAUAUGGGAGCUGUUUGGACCAUGAAAUUUUCUCACUGUGGCCGAUUACUUGCUUCAGCUGGACAAGACAAUGUAGUGAGAAUAUGGGCGUUAAAAAAUGCUUUUGACUAUUUCAACAAUAUGCGAAUGAAAUACAACACUGAAGGGCGCGUGUCUCCAUCACCGUCUCAGGAAAGUCUAAAUUCAUCAAAAUCUGAUACAGACACAGGGGUAUGCAGUGGAGCCGAUGAAGACCCUGAUGAUAAAAAUGCGCCAUUUCGACAACGCCCAUUUUGCAAAUAUAAAGGGCACACUGCUGAUCUUCUUGACCUUUCAUGGUCCAAAAACUACUUUCUGCUGUCUUCUUCGAUGGAUAAAACCGUCAGGUUGUGGCAUAUUUCCAGAAGAGAAUGUCUUUGCUGUUUUCAACAUAUAGAUUUUGUCACUGCCAUAGCUUUUCAUCCAAGAGAUGACAGGUAUUUUCUAAGUGGGUCAUUGGAUGGUAAGCUCCGCCUUUGGAAUAUACCUGACAAAAAAGUGGCUUUGUGGAAUGAAGUCGAUGGUCAAACAAAAUUGAUCACAGCCGCAAAUUUCUGUCAGAAUGGCAAAUACGCAGUUAUUGGGACAUAUGAUGGCAGAUGUAUUUUCUAUGAUACAGAGCAUUUGAAAUACCACACACAAAUACAUGUCCGGUCUACCAGAGGGCGCAACAGAGUCGGCAGAAAGAUUACUGGAAUUGAGCCUCUGCCAGGGGAGAAUAAGAUACUAGUCACUUCAAAUGACUCCAGAAUCAGGCUCUACGAUCUCCGAGAUUUGUCACUGUCCAUGAAAUACAAGGGUUAUGUCAACAGCAGCAGCCAGAUCAAAGCAAGUUUCAGCCAUGAUUUUACUUACCUCGUUAGUGGUUCAGAAGAUAAGUAUGUUUACAUCUGGAGUACUUACCAUGACCUAAGCAAGUUUACUUCUGUCAGAAGAGACCGAAAUGAUUUCUGGGAAGGUAUUAAAGUACACAGCACGUGUUUGGGAUAUGUUGAAAAGGUGGAAAGGACCAGCUCAGACAAGUCAGUAGAAAUGAGCCUCAGAGAGGAGGAAAGGUGCAACAGAGUGAAGGGAGUUACAGGAAGGAGUCCAAAUACAGAGACCAAAAAGGCCUGGAGAGAAUCCGGAGGCUCUUGGGCAUGGGGCAGUUGUGGUGGCAGGCUUCCUGUGUUCCUCAGUACCAACCAAAAGCUUUUACUUCUUUUUUUUGAAGGUGCAACAAAGGCAGACAACACAGAAGUUCUUCUCUCAGCUGACUUCACCGGAGCAAUCAAAGUGUUUAUUAAUAAAAGGAAACAUGUGUCUUAAUUUGAAACCACAUUCAAAGAAAUAUAUCAGUAAAUUUCUAUAUGUAUCAGAACUGGAAAAAAAUAAUAUUAUAAUGCUUCAGGCUGACAUCUUUUUUAGUUUUUAAUUGAAAGUUGUUCAAAUAUAAUAUAUUUUUUGGAGAGGCAAUGUUGAUGAUCUAGUAAACCCUGGGCUUCUAGGCUAGAAAAGAAGGUGACUAGAAUAACAUUGCCAAGCGUUAGACUUUAUGUGUUGUUAUGUUUGUGUUUUUAUUAUUAAUUGUGAACAUGCACAAUUUUCUGCAUGAAUAUAUAUUAAUAUAUUAAUCACAUGUGUGUGCCUUUUGGUUACAUGCACUAAAACUAACCGAGUUAAAUUAUUUCCGUGGCUCUUUCAGCUUCUUACCAGUGGGGAACGGGGAGUCUUGUUUCUAGGUUAACUUUCUUGUGCACAGAAUUUCAUUUUUUAAGAAAAGUGGUAUCUUUUGUCUGAGUUACUGUUUUUGAAAAUGUUAUCUAGAUUUUCACUAGGUCAAUAGCCAUGUGUAAAUUGUUUUUAUAAAUUUCUCAACUUGGAGGACAAGAUUUUUUUGUGGUCUAAAUUGUGGACUUGAGAGUCUUUGCUUUGUAUGUGUUUGGGUAAUUUUUUUUUUGCCACACUGGAGCACAAUGUUUCUAUGUAAAGAAUUAUUUUCAUUCUUUAUUCAUGAGCACCAGGCUUUGCUCACUUAAAAAAAAAAUGAAGCCGCAUUAAGGAGUGAGUCUUCUUUUUUACAAUAAUGUAAAAAGUAAACUGUUUACAUUUUUUAAAGCAUUGUAGUUUUAAAACUUAAGCUGUUUUUGUUUUGAGUUGUUGAAUUUGAAAGCCUUUGUAAAUAUUGAUAUAAUGUACCAAUGAAAUAACAUCUGGGGCAGCAUCCCCCUGACAAUGUUGUUGAUGGUUAGCAUAUGUUUCUGAAAAUUAAAUAUGUAUCAUUAAAAGUUGGUCACCAACACUUGUUAAA
Messenger RNA from Echinops telfairi (small Madagascar hedgehog), 4219 nucleotides. RefSeq names its product WD repeat domain 44 (gene WDR44). Gene Ontology annotation, molecular function: protein binding. The record is from RefSeq and is a predicted model, not a curated record. The coding region runs from base 400 to 3237 and encodes 945 amino acids. NCBI's taxonomy places the organism in Eukaryota, Metazoa, Chordata, Mammalia, Afrosoricida, Tenrecidae. The transcript has 20 exons.